Molecule: messenger RNA, 1146 nt
Organism: Selaginella moellendorffii
Lineage: Eukaryota; Viridiplantae; Streptophyta; Lycopodiopsida; Selaginellales; Selaginellaceae
Product: bifunctional protein FolD 2
Exons: 2
Coding region: 97-1131 (344 amino acids)
Biological process (GO): tetrahydrofolate interconversion
Cellular component (GO): cytosol
Molecular function (GO): methenyltetrahydrofolate cyclohydrolase activity; methylenetetrahydrofolate dehydrogenase (NADP+) activity
Source: RefSeq, a predicted model, not a curated record
UUCAUCAAUUACUAGCACCUUUCUUUUUAUGUUCAAAUAAAUUACAAACUUUAAUUAAAAAUAUAUUCAAGUUUCUCCUUUACCUAGGAGUGUUCAAUGUGGAGAACCCUUGGAGUACGCUCUGGGUUCUCAAACCCCUCGAGGAGCUGUCAUAAACACAAUUCCACCAUGCCAGCAGCAGCAGCACGGAGAAUGGAUGGAAGGCUCAUAGCUCAGGAAAUCAAGGAUGAUAUCGCAGAGACGAUAAGAACUGGCGGCGCCGAGGUGGGUUUCGCGAGGCCUGGAUUGGCGGUGCUUCAGGUGGGAGAUAGCCCUCAAUCGCAAGCUUACAUUCAUAACUUACGAACAGCGUGCACAGAAGUUGGAAUCAAAUCCUUCGCUUCGCAGCUGCCCGAAACAGCGACGCUCCAGGCGAUCAUACAGGCGCUUCGAACGUUCAAUGGAGACGAGAGCGUUCAUGGCAUCGUCGUCCAGCUCCCACUGCCAAAGGUAAGAAAUCACCCACGACUUGCCUCUUCAUCGUUACUUGCCUCACUGUUUCAGAAGAUCCGGCCGGAAACCGUGCUCCAAGAGAUAAGUCUCGAGAAAGAUGUGGAUGGCCUCCAUCCCCUCAACUUGGCUAAGCUGGCUCUCGAUGAUUUCCAGCCAAGUUUCGUGCCAUGCACCUCGCGAGCUUGCCUGGAGCUUCUUACUCGAUACAAGUUCCAAGUCGAGAGGAGGAAAGUGGUGGUCAUUGGUUGUAGCAACGUCGUCGGCCUUCCCACGGCGCUACUCCUCCAGAGACACAAUGCCACUGUCACAAUCGUGGAUAAGCACACGCCAAAACCAGCAGAGAUUGCUCGGACUGCUGAUAUCCUGGUUGCUGCCACAGGAAACGCAAAUCUUGUGAGAAGAAACUGGAUCAAACCCGGAGCUGUCGUUAUAGACAUAGGAAUGAACCAAGUAAAGGAUCCUAGCUCGGAAGAAGGAUUCCGAUUCGUAGGAGACGUUUGUUACGAGGAGGCUGAGAAAGUAGCGACCGCGAUCACGCCGGUUCCUGGCGGAGUCGGCCCGAUCACCAUUGCAAUGGUGCUCUCAAACACACUCCUUGCAGCGCAGCGUAGAGACCAUGCAAAGAGAAAACCUCUAUAAAACAUCAAAAGUAUC